Saccoglossus kowalevskii is the source of this 1725-nucleotide messenger RNA. Its product is annotated as organic cation transporter protein-like. The record is from RefSeq and is a predicted model, not a curated record. Lineage: Eukaryota; Metazoa; Hemichordata; Enteropneusta; Harrimaniidae.
AUGAAAUUCGAAGACAUCCUUGUUAUCCUUGGGGAUUUUGGUCGAUAUCAGCAAUUGCAGUAUUUUCUCAUCUGCAUCCCGAUCAUGCUCUGUGCGUGUAAUGAUAUGGCAAACACGUUCCUCAGUGCUUCAUCUGAUCACUACUGUAGAUUCGAUUUAGUAUGUGAGAAGGACUGGAUGAAACAGCUGUCAAAAGCAAUUUAUCCGCUUGGCUCAUUAUUUGGCACAGCUGUAAUUGGUCAAUUAUCGGACAAAUUUGGUCGAAAACCAUGUUUUAUCUCCAGUUUAUUAUUACUGAUUCUCGUUUUACUGCUCACCGCAUGUGCUCCAGUAUACGCUGUGUUUGCUGUAGGUCAGUUUUUCAUUGGGUUUCUAUCAGCUGGCAUAUGUAACGUUGCAUUUGUUCUCGGUUUAGAGCUGGUUGGACCUAGGAAGCGUGACCUUGCUGGUAUGGUUAUACUCAUUUUCUAUGCAUGUGGAUACAUGAUGUUAGCUGUCUUCUCAAAAGCAGUCAGCGGCAACUGGCGUCAGCUUGAGCUAUUAUUAGCAAUUCUUUACAUUCCGUUCUUUUCGUACUAUUGGCUAGUUCCUGAGUCUGUUCGAUGGUUGAUGCAGCAGGGGAGGUACCGACACGCAGAAACAAUUCUUCAAAACGCUGCCAAAAUGAAUAAAGUUACAUUGCCAGAGAAUGUUUUGGAGGACGAAAAACAAGCUCAAGAGACACUUCGGGAGGAACAAGAAAAAGGACAAAAAAUAAAAGAAUUCACAGUGCUGGAUCUGAUGAAAACAAGAAACCUCAGACGUAAUACGAUUAUAAUCGCCAUCAAUAUUUUCUGCAACUUUCUGGUAUAUUUUGGAUUAUCUGCUAACACUAACGUAUAUUCAUCCAAUGCCUAUGCAAGCUUCUUCGUUUCUGGUGCGGUAGAAGUGCCAGCAUAUCUUUUGUCGUGGUUUUUACUGGACAGAAUUGGACGGCGAUGGUUGACAUGUAUAUUUAUGUUAGCAGCGGGACUGGCGUUGAUAUUGAUAGUCCCAGUUAGUAAUCAAUCACUUAAUGAGUUGGUUACCAUUUUGGCAUUGUUUGGAAAGUUUUGUAUUGCUGGUUCUUUUGGUGUAAUCUACAUAUUUGCAGCCGAGAUAUUCCCAACUCCUGCCAGAGCUGCUGGUCUUGGAUUUACGGCUAGUUUUGGAACAUUAGGUAGCAUAGCGGCGCCGUUUGUAAUGCUUCUUGGCAACUACGUGUGGGGUCCACUUCCGUUUCUUAUAUUUGGUGUAAGCUCCGUAAUAGCUGGUCUCCUAGUUUUACUUCUACCAGAAACAACGGGCGUGCCACUGCCCGAAACAUUGGAAGAAGGGGAAAUGUUCGGAAAAAAAUCUUAUCUGCCAUCAAGAGAUAUUGGAUUACAAGUGGAUCUUCCGGAAUUGGAUUUAUCUUGUCCUGCUGGUCUUGGAUUCACAGGUAGUUUCGGAACAUUAGGUGGUAUAGCGGCGCCGUUUGUAAUGCUUCUUGCUAACUACGUGUGGGGUCCACUUCCGUUUCUUAUAUUUGGUGUAAGUUCCGUGAUAGCUGGUCUCCUAGUUUUACUCCUACCAGAAACAACGGGCGUGCCACUGCCCGAAACACUAGAAGAAGGGGAAAUGUUCGGAAAAAAAUCGUAUCCGCCAUCAAGAGAUAUUGGAUUACAAGUGGAUCUUCCGGAAUUGGAUUUAUCUUGUCGUAGAUGA